GAGAGGCGGCUGUGGAAAGAAGCGCUCCUGAUUCUCAACCAUCAGCCAAACUGCACCAGGUGAAUAUCUGCACACAACAGCGGCGACACCAGAACAACACAAGGCAAGAAACCCUUCAGACAUCUUGUGUUUUUCUGUUUUUUUUCAUUUUUAUUUCCUGUUUGUUUGGUAUCGAAACGGUGGGUGAAACUCAGAGACCGACAAGCAGGUGUCAGAGUGUUAGACAGCAGAAAAGAUGGGAAGAAAGAAAAUACAAAUAUCUCGUAUUCUGGACCAGAGGAAUAGACAGGUGACUUUCACCAAGCGUAAGUUCGGUCUGAUGAAGAAGGCGUACGAGCUGAGUGUGCUGUGUGACUGCGAGAUCGCCCUCAUCAUCUUCAACAGCACCAACCGUCUGUUCCAGUACGCCAGCACGGACAUGGACAAAGUGCUGCUCAAGUACACCGAGUACAGCGAGCCGCAUGAGAGUCGCACCAACACGGACAUACUGGAGACUCUGCGCAGGAAAGGCCUCGGUCUGGACGGCUCGGAGCUGCUCGACAGUGAGGAGAGCAUGCAGGUGGCUGCAGAGAAAUAUCCUCUCAGCGAGGGCAUGGAUCUCUCGUUGGCUCGGCAACGCCUCUACGCUCCGACGCUCCUCUCACCGGAGGCCCAGUUCCUGGUGUCUGCAGGCUGUGAGAACGGCUUCCCAAACUCCUCCGGAUCCAGCAUGGCGUCCCACAGACCGCCGGGCUUUAAAUCUCUGAGCUCCAGACCCGGCUCUGCCAGCCCCGCUGCGCCUCACGCACACACUGCAUUCAUGUCUCCACACUCAGGCAUCGGCUACUCCGUGUUCUCCCACGGCAACCUGAAUCGAGCCCUGGAGAUGAAAAGCCCUCCUCCUCUGAACCUGGGCAGUGAGAACCUGCGGGGGGAUCCUGCUAAUCAGGGCAUGGGGUCCACACGUGCUAACAACAACUCCGCUAGGGGGGUCUUGUACCAGGGCCUGCACAGCAGCAGCUCCAUGGUAGCCAUGGGCAAGGCCGGCCUUCUGGGUCACAGCUUGGGAGGCUACGGCCUCCCCUCUCCUGGAGCGUCUGAGUACAGCCAACCUGGUUUUUAUCACUCCGUUAGUCUACAACGAGGAGCAGUGAACCCCUGGCAGCAAGCACAGCCGCUUCAGGAGCCCCAUGGGCCUCAUAUUAGCCCAGGGAUGUCCAGUGGAGGGUGCUCCUUCCCCUCCCAGUCUUGCUCCUCCACCUCCCCACACAUGCCCUCCCUCAACCUCAGCAUCAAAUUGGAGCGUAGCUCUCCGGAGCACAUGUCCUCACCCGCCUCCCCUCCUCUGCACCACCUCAGGCAGCACUCUCCAAUGAGCAACCCCGAUUCGUCUCGCCAAACCCCUCCAGAAGCCCGUCUGGCCAAUGAUACGAAGGACUUUCCCAAAGCCGGCUACCCGCAAGACGAGGAGGACGGAGGGCAGCCGAUCAGGCAGUUAGAGAUAAGUGAUGGGUGGCAGAGAUAGCUGGCUGCUGCAGUCUAACACCAUCUCCCGUUCAAUCAGCUACCUUUCAUCAAAACCAGUGCUCUCUUACACACACACACACACACACACACACACACACACACACACACACACACACACACACACACACACACACACACACACACACACACACACACACACACACACAUAUAUAACACAGAAGGUAGCGAGAUGGGGUCCAUUUGUCCCCGUCAUCCCAGAGAGGAAAGCCUCUCUUUGUCUCCUCACACAGAGCUGGUCUCUCCUGGGCGAGGGAGAAUUUUUCUCUGCAUCACUUGAUUGAUCCCACGAGGAGACGAGAUGCAUAAACAUUUUUCUUUUUGUUUGGUUAGGUUUAGUUUUCUGUGUGGAGCUAAUGUGAAUCAAAAAUUACAAUUUGAAAUGUGUUUGUUUUUCGUUUUUCGUUGACUUUGUUUAGAUUAGCUACAGCGGCACAUCGGGACCAGCUACCAGUACAUAUUUGGCUUUCCCAGUGGUCUUCAGUGAGGUUUGGUGUGAAAAUUGGAAAAAAGCUAUUUUCGUAUAAAUGUUUCAGUGAAAAGCAAAUGGCAGAUGUUAAAAGACUCCUCACACCAGCCAGAAGAAACCACUUAGUCUGUAUCUACAGUCAAUUUUAUGCCUCUCUUGUUAUAUAAGCUUUGAUGUUUUAACCUUUAGCCCAAAUCACUGACAUGGUCUCCGCACAUAAAAACAGACGUCACCCAUCACUGGAGCCUUGGCCUUUUUACAAAUACUCUUUUACUCCUUUACCAUUUUAAAGGAUUAAUUCACAUUCUUUCAAGUCUGUCUUAAAACAACAUUACGUGCCCAUAUGUACACUGAAAACGUUUUUGAUCACUGAAAUUCUUCUUCCUGACCAUAAUUGCGGUGAAAAUAUCCCUUCAUAAUGAAAUUCUAAUGUUAAAAAAAACAUUUUGGGGGGCUAAAUCCACAGUCUGCAGUCUAGAAUUCAGCUAAUUUUAGGCUUCAAUAAUUUGAAUCAGUCAAAUCAAGUUGUUAUCUUGGAAAUGUUAUGUGUAGGAUUACUGAAUGGGCCUACUGGGCACAGGCCCAGAGGCCCGAUGUGUCAGGGCAUUCACCUACAAAAUGUUACUCAAAGAAACAGAUGCCAACUAGGAAGUGACUCAAAAUGAUCACAAAGAAACAAAAAUAGCGAGACCAAAAAGGGACUCAAAGAUGACAACCACAAAGAGACACAAAGAGACACGAUGCAAUCACAAAGUGACUACAAAGAGACACAUUGCAACUUUAAUGAGAUACAAAAUGACUAAAGGGACUGAAAAUGACCACAAAGAGACCUAAGGCAACUUUAAAAAAGACUCAAAAUGACUAAAUAGAAAAUAAAUUACUAAAAGGAGGCAUAAGGCAACUUCAAAGACAUUUAAAAAGACUAAAGAGACUCAAAAUGACCACAAAGUGACACCAAAUGACUAAAGAGACUCAAAAUGACCACAAAGUGACACCAAAUGACUAAAGAGACUCAAAAUGACCACAAAGUGACACCAAAUGACUAAAGAGACUCAAAAUGACCACAAAAAAAGCUCAAACAUCUAUAAAGUCUGUGUGUCUUGCUCCUACUGUAUGUAUGAGAGGUGGUGAGGCCUUUUGCUUGUCUGUUCCCAGGUUGUCUCAUAAUCCGCCCGUCGGUUGAGGGAUAGACUAUUCUAAUUUAUUUGUGGAGCACAAUCGUAUACUGAAGGCAAACUGCUUUAGUAGUUUGUACUUAUAAUAAUGCAAUUUUGCAAGAUUUCAACUUAGUUUAUCUCAGAUUGCUUUAAGCAUCAUAUAAACUCCAGAUUAAUAAAAAAACAUUUUUUUUUACAGAAGGACGACCAACGUCUUUCUGUACAUUAGAAUCACAUUGAGCAGAUAAUCACGGUCUAAAAGUACAUAUGGAUAUGAAGUUUUUUUUUAAGACAGACUUAAAAUAUAAUAUGAAUUUAUCCUUUUAAAUUCUGGGCGUCAGUGUCUCUCAGGGACUUGGAUGAUAUUUUCCUUGGAAAAUUAAAAAAAUGGCUUCUUUCUAUGCUUAUUUGUUAGGUUGUAAUUGUGGAUAAACUAAGCUUUAAAUGUAUAUUUCCUCCAAAUAAUACUAGCUUCUAUUUUUAACUUUACCCUGUCAAUAAAGUUACGGCAGUCUACAACUAAAGACCAAAGUGUUUAAAUAUCGUCUCUAUGCAUUGCAAUCAAACAGCCAAAGACAUGAUGUGUUUGUCUGUAUUGGGUCUAAUUUGAUUUAAAUAAUAUAUUUAAUUUGAAGGGCUUUAAUUAGGAGCUGCAUAUUGUAGAUAAUAUUGAGCUUUACUGACUUUAUUGUCUUAUGAUAUUUAGAAAUAUAUGAAUGAGUCUAAAUAUUCAUUAAAAAAAAUACACAAUUUUUUUUAUUGAGGAAAGUUUGGUUUUCAUUAUAUCAGUAAAUGUUCUUUACACUGUAUUUUUGUGCACUGGAUUUAUGUGCAUUUUAGUUUUGCAUGUUCAACUUUUUGUUCUGCAACAUAUACUCAGAAUUUGGGAUUGAAUGAAUUUCCACUUAUUGUCCACAAGGGGUCAUUUGAUUUCACAAAAUUCUGAUUUAAAGUGCAGAGCAUGGAAGAACAGCUUUAACUGUUGGAGAUUAAUAAUCUAAUAAAUCUCUAUGACAGAACACAAAUUCAGAGGUUCACCCCGAAGACGUUUAACACAUACCUCACGACAAACUGCAGAGAGUCUGUGCGGACGUCUUCAAGUUCAAGUGCUGCUGUGGAAUUAGCUCUUUUUACAUUUUUUUUAAAUGCAGUUAUUUGGAUUAAUAUCAGCAUGAAUAACCAAAUGAUCAGUAUUCUGAUGUUUUUGGGGGGUUGAGUUUUUAUAUGUUUGCUGAACGCUUCACUCAAAAGAAACAAAGACAGAUUUCUAUUUGACAUUUGUUGUGAUUCCUUUUAAAUAAAAAAAAACGGUUUG
Anoplopoma fimbria (sablefish) is the source of this 4465-nucleotide messenger RNA. RefSeq names its product myocyte enhancer factor 2b (gene mef2b). NCBI's taxonomy places the organism in Eukaryota, Metazoa, Chordata, Actinopteri, Perciformes, Anoplopomatidae. Gene Ontology annotation, molecular function: RNA polymerase II cis-regulatory region sequence-specific DNA binding; protein dimerization activity; DNA-binding transcription factor activity, RNA polymerase II-specific. The transcript has 9 exons. Gene Ontology annotation, biological process: positive regulation of transcription by RNA polymerase II. The record is from RefSeq and is a predicted model, not a curated record. Bases 236 to 1504 code for a protein of 422 amino acids.